CGCGCCUCUCGCGCCUUAUUCUGCGACAGAGCUGAGCUGAAGAAGGAAGUGACAUUUUCAAGUGUCCUUGUGCGGCUUCCUGAAUUCAGCGGGCUAAAGAAGAAAUUAUCACCAUGUUUAGGCACUUAAGGACCCUGCAGCAGGUCUCCAGGAGGACCCUGUCCAGCUCUGCACCCAGACAGCUGGAGAAUAAAGUCCCUGUCAAGCAGAAGAUGUUUCAGGAGGACAAUGGCAUGCCGGUUCAUUUGAAGGGAGGCGCCACAGAUGCUCUCUUGUACAGGGCUACGAUGGCUCUUACUGUCUUUGGGUCUGGUUAUGUGCUGUAUACACUGAUCGAUGCAGCGCUGCCCAAGAAGAAGAACUGAACAUGCCUCUCUAUUCAUGUGUCUGAGCUGUAAAGACCUCUGAUCCUCAGAAAGAUAUCCUGCCUGUCAGUUAUUUUCAUUACAAUGGAUUCAUAUUUAUUGAUUGUAAUGUAAAGCGCAAUCAUUGUGUAAUAAAACUUUCCACUGUACUGGCA
Messenger RNA from Carassius auratus (goldfish), 520 nucleotides. Its product is annotated as cytochrome c oxidase subunit 7A2, mitochondrial-like. The record is from RefSeq and is a predicted model, not a curated record. The coding region runs from base 114 to 365 and encodes 83 amino acids. The transcript has 4 exons. Lineage: Eukaryota; Metazoa; Chordata; Actinopteri; Cypriniformes; Cyprinidae. Gene Ontology annotation, biological process: regulation of oxidative phosphorylation; mitochondrial electron transport, cytochrome c to oxygen; mitochondrial respirasome assembly. Gene Ontology annotation, cellular component: respiratory chain complex IV.